AAUGUGUUUUCGGCUGAAGCUUGGUGAUUGUGAGGAUUUAUCUGCAGAGUAAACAGCGCCGUUUGCGCGUUCGGUCGAACAUGAAAGUGACGGUGUGUUUCGGGAGGACCCGGGUGGUGGUACCGUGCGGGGAUGGAAACCUGAACGUCCGUAGCCUCAUCCAGCAAGCCAUCAUGAGAUACAGGAAAGCCAUAGCUAAGGACCCAGGCUACUGGAUCCAGGUUCACCGGUUGGAGCACAGCGAUGGAGGCAUUCUAGACUUGGAUGAUGUGUUGUGUGACAUUGCUGAUGACAAAGACAGGCUGGUGGCAGUGUACGAUGAGCAGGACCCUCACCAUGGAGGAGAUGGCACCAGCGCCAGCUCCACAGGCAGCCAGAGUCCAGAUGUGUUCAGCAGGACAGAUCUCAGCUCUGGCACAUCCUCCGCCUUCCAGCCUUAUCAGAACAGCAGUGAGAUCGAGGUCACAUCUUCUAUGCUUACUAACAUGGCUCUCCAAGUGAGGCGUAGUAGUGAUCCAGCUCUUCUGGCUCUGACAGAGGUUGCUGUUCAGUCAGAGGAGCCGUCCAGGAAAAACCCAUCACGCUGGUCCACCACACCUGGCUUUCUUAGUGGCAGCCAGGGCAGUGGAGCACACGGCAUGAAGCACAAGGGUAAAGAGCUAACCACAUACCACAGUCUACCCCGGGACACAGCAGCUUGGGCCACCCAGUUCAAAAGAGACGCUCCCCGCUUGUCUCUCAGUGCCAACCACCCCAUGGUGGACCUCUGGCUUAAACACCAGGAGCAGGAGGAAGAGGAGCAAGAAAGAAGAAGAGACAAAGGCAAAAAUGGUCGAAUAGAGCCAGUGGGCAGGGCGGACUCCCUUUCACUAGAGGAUCUACUUAAACCAGUGGAGGUAUCGAAUGGUGGCGGGCCGCUGGGUAUCCAUGUGGUAUCGUUCAGCUCCGAUGAAACCAGGACUCUGGGGUUGCUGGUGAAAAGGCUGGAGAGAGGAGGAAAGGCCGAGCGUGAGGGGCUCUUCCAAGAAAACGACUGUAUCAUACGCAUUAAUAACGACAACCUGCGCAACAUCCGAUUCGAACAGGCACAGGACUUAUUCAGACUGGCCAUGCGCUCCCCAUUCAUCCUCUUCCAUGUAGUUCCAGCAGCGAAAAUGCUUCAGUAUGAGCAGUUCUCCAAGAGUGAAUUGAGCCUUAAGCCUGGUCCAGGGCCCGGUCCAGGGCCCGGUCCAGGUCCAGGUUCAGGUUCAAAACGGAUGUCUCUUACCACAACUAGUCGCCUGACACCUGACCCCAAACCUGGGCAAAGGAACAGUGUAGCGGUGGGGGGUGAUUACAACGCUAAAAGGUUGUCCAAAUCCGGUCCUCACCCAAACCUUAAUCACCAGCCACCUUCUUCUCACCUGGAUCAGUCUUAUACAGUAUCAGCACCCAGCAUUACUCCACCCACCAAUAGCGCCACCCCCAUGACUUUUUCCAAAAAGAUUGGCCGCAGAUUCAGUGUCCAGCUCAGAAAAGGUCCGGAGGGGCUAGGUUUCAGUAUUACAUCGCGAGAUGUCCCAAUCGGAGGCUCUGCUCCCAUAUAUGUAAAAAACAUCCUUCCUCGUGGAGCUGCUAUUGAGGAUGGCCAACUGAAAGCUGGAGACCAGUUACUAGAGGUGAAUGGAGUGGAUCUGAAUGGAAAAUCUCAGGAGGAGGUGGUAUCUCUACUCCGCUCCACUCCAAUGGGAGGCAGUGUUAGCCUGCUCGUCGUCAGACAGGAGGACGCCCUACUGCCCCGAGAAGUGAAAGCGGAGGAUGGUGACUUGGUGCUGACUCCCGAUGGAACGGGGGAGUUUUUGACUUUUGAUAUCCCCCUAAAUGAUUCUGGUUCGGCAGGUUUAGGGGUCAGUGUCAAGGGCAACCGUUCCAAAGAGAACCAUGCUGACCUGGGCAUCUUUGUCAAAUCUAUUAUCAAUGGAGGAGCUGCCUGCAAGGAUGGGCGCUUGAGAGUGAAUGACCAGUUGUUAGCUGUGAAUGGCGAAUCGCUGGUAGGGAAGACAAACCAGGAGUCUAUGGAGACUCUACGCAUGUCUAUGAGUGUAGAGAGCAACAAAAGAGGCAUGAUACAACUCAUAGUGGCCCGGAUGGUGAGCAUGAGGAACAAUGUUGGCCCGGGAGACCCAACAGUGUCCAAACACCCCUUGAACCGACCCUGUGAUGAUCGUGAACGGCGGAUCUCACACUCUCUCUACCCUGCAGCCAUGGAGGGCUUAGACGAACCCAUCAAUACACAGUCUUCCAUCAUGGGCAGACUGAUGGGUAACUACCAGAUGUCCCCCACGGUGAACAUGCCUCAGGACGACACUGUCAUCAUCGAACACGAUAGACCACCUGUUAUUCCUGUCCGCCUGUCCGACCAAUCAUCGUCCAGCUCCCACGAUGACAUGGGAUUUGUGAUGGAGGGAUCCACUUCCUGGGCCCAAAAUAUUCCGAAUCAGGAUGAAAGUUCCUUAAGUCCGGAUGCACAUCCUGUAGGGACGUUUGAGCGAGAGGGCUUUGGCAGGCAGAGCAUGUCUGAGAAAAGAACCAAACAGUAUGGGGAUGCUGCUGAACUCGAAAUUGUCAAGACACGCAAAUCUAAGAGUAUGGAUUUAGUAGCUGACGAGAUUAACCUCACACCCCGUCCAAACAGCACAGAAGGAAAUCACACACAGGAUGUUGGGCCUAACCUGGGCCUAAAAAAGUCUAGCUCAUUGGAGAGUCUUCAGACAGCCGUGGCUGAAGUGACACUCAAUGGGGACGUGCCCUUCCACCGACCCCGCCCCAGGAUCAUUCGCGGCGGCCGGGGCUGCAAUGAGAGCUUUCGCGCAGCCAUAGACAAAUCUUACGACAGACCUGGCAUGAGCAUGGUGGCAGAUGAGGAAGAGGAUGAAGGCAUGGAAACAUUGGAGGAAGACACGGAGGGAAGCUCCGUCUCAACAGCCAACGACAUGCCAGCAGGUGGAGCAACCUACCGGGAAGACCAGGUGAAUGGUGGAAGAGAGCGCAAGAAGGAGAAAGAUGAAAAGGAGAAGAAGGACAAGAACAAACCCAAGAAAGGCAUGCUCAAAGGCCUGGGAGACAUGUUCAGAUUUGGCAAGCAUCGCAAAGAUGAGCAACCAGGAAACAAGGCAGAGCGCAAAGGCUCAAGCAAGAACCGAAUGGAGGACACCCAGGCCACAGAGGAGGAGAUGCUGAGGAUGCGACUGGAGAGGGAAAGAAUCCAGGCCAAGACCAGAGAGCUACGGGAGCGGCAGGCCAGAGAGAGAGACUACGCCGAGAUUCAUGAUGUGACCCAGGCCUUCAGCUCUGAUGAGGAGCACACCUACGCAGGGAUCGGCUCACUCGACUCAUCUAUGGACAGCAGCCAGAGCUUGAAUCAGGAGCAAAGGCCUUACAGUCCGAGAGAUCCAGCCGUGGAGAGCCUGUACGCCCAGGUCAACAAGCCUCGCAAUGGAGGGCCUGCCUCUAUUGUAGAAAGCAACAGACUGGCACCUAGCAACCAUGACCGGAUACAUCGACUGAAGCAGGAGUUCCAGCAGACCAGGCAGGAGGAGGAGCCCGACGACCCUCGGCGUACCUACAGCCUCAAGCAGCAGCCAUGGGCCAGCGCUGGUGGUUACAGUCAGACAGGACGCCAUUCUGUUUCUGUAGACAUUCAGUUGCAGAAACAGCGACAAGAUGACAGAGAGGUCUUUGCACAAUCCCAGAGACAAUACAACUCUUUACCCAGACAACCGCGUAAGAAUGCCAGCACUGUCUCUCAGGACUCAUGGGAUAAAGUCUACCCCCCUGGUGAGGUCUUCCAGUCAUCUAAAGAAAACCCACGGUACUCAAGCUACCAGGGCAACCGCAGUGCUAACGGAUACCUGAGUGGCCCGACAUCGGGCCUAAAUGCUCGUGUGCUGCUGGAGACGCAUGAGCUACUCAGGCAGGAACAAAGGCGUAAAGAGCAGGAGGCACAAGCCAAGCUUACUCUCCCUGUCGACUCCCUGGCCACUUUCUCAACCGCUGCAGCCUCUAAAGGUCCCUACCGGCAGGACGUACCCCCCUCACCCUCCCAGCUGGCUCGCAUUAAUCGGCUUCAGAGCCCUGAGACGAGCAGGCCCUUCUAUUAAGGACACGGUGAUGCUGCAAAGAGACAACUUUUGCUUUUAAGUAAACCUGGGGUUUUGUUGACUAUUUUAUAUCUGUACAAUGAAUCAC
Trichomycterus rosablanca is the source of this 4227-nucleotide messenger RNA. RefSeq names its product par-3 family cell polarity regulator alpha, a (gene pard3aa). The transcript has 24 exons. The record is from RefSeq and is a predicted model, not a curated record. The coding region runs from base 81 to 4139 and encodes 1352 amino acids. Gene Ontology annotation, cellular component: apical junction complex; adherens junction; cell cortex. Gene Ontology annotation, molecular function: phosphatidylinositol binding; protein binding. NCBI's taxonomy places the organism in Eukaryota, Metazoa, Chordata, Actinopteri, Siluriformes, Trichomycteridae. Gene Ontology annotation, biological process: establishment of centrosome localization; establishment of cell polarity; cell adhesion.